Acanthosepion pharaonis is the source of this 2700-nucleotide messenger RNA. Lineage: Eukaryota; Metazoa; Mollusca; Cephalopoda; Sepiida; Sepiidae. The record is from the annotation of a GenBank genome assembly.
AUGCUGAAAUCGGUGAGUGCUCACACUCGACCCCAUACUAGUUUCAUAGUCAUCAUUCUUCCCCCCCUUCCCUUCUUCCUCUUCCCCUCUUCCUCUUUACUUCUUCCCCCCCCUUUCCUCUUUUUUCUUCUUCCCCCUUUCUUCCCUCUUUCUUCUUCUUCCCCCUCUUCUUCUUUCUUCUUCUUCUUCCCCUUUCCUCUUUCUUCUUCUUCCCCUCUUCUUCCUUUUCUUCUUCUUCCCCCUCUUCCUCUUUCUUCUUCUUCCCCCUCUUCCUCUUUCUUCUUCUUCCCCCUCUUCCUCUUUCUUCUUCUUCCCCCUCUUCCUCUUUCUUCUUCUUCCCCUCUUCCUCUUUCUUCUUCUUCCCUCUCUUCCUCUUUCUUCUUCUUCCCCUCUCUUCCUCUUUCUUCUUCUUUCCCCUCUUCCUCUUUCUUCUUCUUUUCUCUCUUCCUCUCUCUUCCUCUUCCCCCUCCUUUUCUUCCCUUUCCUCCUCUCUUCCUCUUCCUUUCUUUCUUCCCUUCCUUUCCCCUUCCCCUUUCUUCCCUUCCCCUUUCUUCUUCCCUUCCUUCCCCUUUCUUUUCUUUCCCCUUUCUUCUUUUUCUUCUUCCCCUUUCUUCUUCCCUUCCCUUCUUCUUCUUCUUCCAGUCCCUUUCUUCCAACUUCUUCUUCUUCUUCUUUCUUCUUCUUCCCUUUCUUCUUCUUUCUUCUUCUUUAUUUUCUUCCCUUCCCUUUCUUCUUUCUUCCCUUUUCUUCCCUUCUUCUUUUUCUUCCCCUUUCUUCCUUCUUCCUUUCUUCCCUUUCUUCUUCUUCUUCUUUCUCUUUCUUAUAUUUUCUAUCUGUUCUUGUCCUAUUGAACAUUCUUUUUUCUCCCGUGUCCCAUUGGUUCUUGGUCUCUUUUUUUUUUUUUUUUUCUCUCUCUCUCCCGUGUCUUGGUCUCUUUUUCUCUCUCUCUCUCUCUCUCCCGUGUCCCAUUGGUCUCCCAUUUUUUCUUCUCUCUCUCUCCCGUGUCCCAUUGGUCUCUUUUUUUUCUCUCUCUCUCCCAUGUCCCAUUGGUUUCUUUUUUUUUCUCUCUCUCUCUCUCUUCCCAUUGGUCUCUUUUUUUCUCUCUCUCUCGUGUCCCAUUGGUCUUUUUUUUUUUCUCUCUCUCUCUCGUGUCCCUCUUGGUCCCUUUUUUUUUCUCUCUCUCCCGUGUCCCAUUGGUCUCUUUUUUUCUCUCUCUCUCUCCCGUGUCCCAUUGGUCUCUUUUUUUUUUUCUCUCUCUCGUGUCCCAUGGUCUCUUUUUUUUCUCUCUCUCUCUCCUUUCCCAUUGGUCUUUUUUCCUCUCUGUCCGUUCUUUUUCUCUCAUAUAAAUUGGUCUUUUUUUUUUCUCUCUCUCUCCCGUACUUCCCGUACAAGUCUCUCUCUCUCUCUCCCAAUUGGUCUUUUUUCUCUCUCUCUCUCCCGUGUCCCAUAAGUCUCUUUUUUUUGUCUCUCUCUCUAAUUGGUCUCUUUUUUCUCUCCUCUCUCCCCCGUGUCCCAUUGGUUACUCUCAAUCCCCAUUAUCUCUUUUUUUCUCUCUCUCUCUCUGUCCCAUUGGUCUCUUUUUUUUCUCUUUUCUCUCUCUCUCUUCCGAUAAAUUUCUCUCGUAUUCGGCGGGCGCAUCGGCGCGAAUGUCAGGACCGGACAGUCUCGGCGGGCGCAUCGGCGCGAAUGUCAGGACCGGACAGUCUCGGCGGGCGCAUCGGCGCGAAUGUCAGGACCGGACAGUCUCGGCGGGCGCAUCGGCGCGAAUGUCAGGACCGGACAGUCUCGGCGGGCGCAUCGGCGCGAAUGUCAGGACCGGACUCGGUCUCGGCGCGAAUGUUGGACCGGAUCUCCGGCGGGCGCAUCGGCGUCAAUGUCCGGACCGGUCUCGGCGGGCGCAUCGGCGCAAUGUCAGGACCGGACAACCUUAUAUUCUUUUCUUCUUCUCUUUUUUUUUUCUUCUUUUUUUUCUUCUCUUUUUUUUUCUUCUCUUUUUUUUAUCUUUUUUUCUUUUUUUUUUUCUCUUUUUUUAUUCUUCUUUUUUUUCUUUCUUUUUCUUCUUUUUUUUUUCUUCUCUUUUUUCUUCUUCUCUUUUUCUUCUCUUUUUCUUCUUCUUUUUUCUUCUUCUUUUUUUUCUUCUUCUUUUUUUUCUUCUUUUUUUAUUCUUCUUUUUUUUCUUCUUCUUUUUUUUCUUUUUUUUUCUUCUUCUCUUUUUUAAAAGAGAAAUUUUUUCUUCUUCUUUUUUUUUUCUUCUUUUUUUUCUUUUUUUUUUUCUUCUUUUUUUUUCUUUUUUUCUUUUUUUUUCUUUUUUUUUCUUCUUCUCUUUUUUUCUUCUUCUUUUUUUCUUUUUCUUUUUUUUCUUUUUUCUUUUUUCUUUUUCUUUUUUUUUUUUUUUCUUUUUUUUUCUUUUUUUUUUUUUCUUCUUUUUUUUUUUUUUUUUUUUUUUUUUUUUUUUUUUUUCUUCUUCUUUUUUUUUUUUUUUUUUUUCUUUUUUCUUUUUUUUUUUUCUUUUUCUUCUUUUUUUUCUUCUUUUUUUUUUUUUUUUUUCUUUUUCUUUUUUUCUUUUUCUUUUUUUUUUUUUUCUUUUUUUUCUUUUUUUUUUUCUUAGAAUUUUUUUUUUUUCUUUUUCUCAAGUUUUUCUUUUUUGUCAUUUUCUUUCUUUUUUCUUUCUUUCUUCCCGUUUUUUCAAAGUCUUUAUAA